Molecule: messenger RNA, 4135 nt
Organism: Adelges cooleyi (spruce gall adelgid)
Lineage: Eukaryota; Metazoa; Arthropoda; Insecta; Hemiptera; Adelgidae
Product: eukaryotic translation initiation factor 4E transporter-like
Exons: 20
Coding region: 503-3439 (978 amino acids)
Biological process (GO): negative regulation of translation
Cellular component (GO): nucleus; cytoplasm
Molecular function (GO): mRNA binding
Source: RefSeq, a predicted model, not a curated record
UUUCGUUUCCCCGUUUGCCCGUUCUCGUUUUGUAUAAUAUCGUGUAACGAUAAUAAUUCAUUUCCAUAUUGUUUCUUUUUAUGUUCGCUUGAGACGUUUCAAUUGUUUUUACUUUUUAGUAUUUUUGUUUUGUCUGUCACAGAGUUCGAAAGGACGACGUCUUGUUACUCUAUACGUUUUCUUCUUUUGAUAAAAGUUACAAAUAAUAUUAUGCGGAUUGUGUUCCUUGUAAUUCGUUCAACGAAAUUCACACGUUAAAAGUCGAUAGCGUUUUUUUUUAUUAAUUAUAUCGGUUUGCGGUUAUCACUGUUGUUUAACUGAUUUUUUUUUUUACUUUUCGUGCGAACUGAACACGUCAAAAACUAAGUCCACUCGGUAUAUAAAUGCGGAAGACGUUUUGUUCUAAUGAUUUAAUUUUGCCUCUCGAACGGUUUUUAAAAUAGAAUAAAUCUAUUGAUUUAUAUAUAUAUAUAUAUAAUAUAUAGGUAUAUAUUUUUUUACCAUGUCUGACCAGGCAAACGAUAAUAGUCAAUCUGAUUCAGCUGAGCCUGCAUUGUCGAAUUCAGAUGACUGUAAAGCUGAAGGGAUAACCAUGAGUGAAUCCGAAAAUGGAUCUGGCAGUGAAGAAAAAGUCAAAGUGGUCAGGUUCAAGCCGGAACAAAGAUACACAAAAAAAGCAUUGUUGGAGUUCCAAAAUUUGUGCAGUUCAAAGGUACGCCCGAAGUUUUUGGACAACUUCCCCGAAUUGGAUUUAGAAAAUUCUAAAACAAGAAAGGGACCACAAAGGGGGCCUAUGACUAGCAGCAAACCUGCAACCAAUACCAAAUCUGUUGCAUUCGAUUUAACACCUUGGCAGAAUCAACCAGUAGAAAAUGGCGAUAUUAAGGUUGAAAAAAAGUCGCAGGAUGCCAAAGACCGCUUGAAAAAGGAUCAAGAUAUAGUUUUGAGUCCACAAAGACGUAGCUUUAAUUCGGGAUGUUUUGUCACCGCUAAUGCUACUGGACCAAAACGUUCGAAUAGUCCAUUGAAUACAGCUGCUAAGCAGUAUGUAGAAAGGGAACCUAUUCGUGAACAACGUCGAAUUGGUAGUGGUCGUUUAAUGAGUCGAGAUUCUUGGGAGACUGGAUAUCGUCCGGCAGAAAACGGAAUUGCAAACAGUUACAGUUUUAGCAAAGGAAGUUUUCGUGACACAGCAGAACCUCGUAGAAAAGACUUUGAGUUUGAUAGGGGAGAUUCAGAUCGAUACAGAAAUUACGAUCGUUUUAAUAAUAAAAGCUCAGGAAAUUAUGAUAAGCGCCGAAAUGAUUCUUACCGCUCCCAAGAAGAACCUGAGUGGAUGACAGAUGGUCCGACGUCACAAAAUGACACUAUUGAGUUAAGGGGUUUUGAUGACCCACCUACAGACAAGUCAAAGAAACCAAAAAAGUCUAAGACAUCUGCCAGAGCCAAGAAAAAUUCUAUUGACUCCACAUCUACAGACGUAACGACCGCUGCUAAAGGCACGAACGAUAAGUUAAAGAAAACAAAAAAAGAAAAGGACGAGGAUAAAAAAAAGAAAUCCACGACUGACAAGUCUAAUGAAGAGUCUGAUGAUCAAACUAAAAAGAGUUCAGAUUCAAUUUCCGGAAAUGAGUUUAUUCAAGCUUACGAUGCUGAACAUAAGACGAACGACAGUGCUUUCAACGAUUUCAAUAUAGAUGAUUUUUUGAAGCCAGAUUAUUUGAGUGAUAUAUUGCACGUUGAAGGAGAGAGCGAUGGCAAUGUAGCUGGCGGCUCACGGUUUCGUCAGUGGUUCAGCACUCGUGAUAGUAGUCGAGCUUCGUCGGCGUCAACUGAAAUGUUGAAUUCUGGAACUACUAUUAAGACAACUACAGAAGAAGAUCCCAGACAACUAUCUUCGAUGCUUAUGGGAAUAGUCAAGAACCAGAGUAAUCAAAGCGAGUCCAAAAAUUCCACUAAUGCUUACGAUUCUAUUACGUCAAGCGAAAACAGUAAACUUCCACCUGCCAUCAUGGACGUCAUCAAAGCAAGUGCACCUCAAGUACCUGAUCCUAAAACCGCCAUACGUGAUUUAGAAACUAGUGGCAAGGUUCAAAGUCUCGAAGAAAUUGAGUCUAGGUUACGCAUGUCUGGCGGUCAACAAAACGGAUACUCGCCCCAGCACAAUAAUAACCAGUUCAACGAUGAGAUGAAACAAAAAAAAAUUCAUAACACUAAGGUACACCAAAACGAGUUUGAGAAUAACGAUGGACAUCAACAAAACAAUCCCCAAAACUAUUCUAUUAUGCAGAUGCUAAAUAACGCUCAAGGACCACCUAACUACGUACCAAACCAAGGGCAAAACCCUGCUGGUCCAUGUUAUGGCCCUUCAAACAAUUAUCGUCCCCAACAACCCAACAUGCAGGUUCCUAAUGAAUUGGUUAUGAAACUGAUGGAAGCACAACAGUUGCAGAAACAACAUGAAAAUAAUAUGAUGGCUAAAGCUAUGGCUGCACAACAACAACAACAACAACAACAACUACACACCAAGCAGCAGGCUUAUAAACUUCCCGUUGAACUCCAGCAUAUGGUAAACUAUUAUACGCCAACUAAGGAUGUUUUGCACAACCGCGAAGCACAGGAAAUACUAUUAGGAAUAAAACGCGGUGAAGUUAUGCUUCAUAAUUUGGUCGAUCAAUGGAAGAAAACUAAUCCAAGUCAGGCGCGUUACCGAGAAACUCUGAUAUGUCUUAUGAAGUUAUUUCAACAUUCCAACAAUUCUCAGAGAAUGGUCAACCAGCAAGAUUUGGCAUACCAACAACAAGCAGCGUUAUACCAAAGCCAAAUGUUGAAGAGACAACUGCUCGAUCAAAGCCAUAAAAGAAUGGAAAAUACUCAUAACACACCUUAUGGUGGAGAAGGUAGUUCCAUGGACAUAAACAACUCGUCUCACCAUCAACAGCAGUCUCAACCUCGAAUCGGCCUUACGCCGACAUCAGUAUUACGCAAAAUGACUUCUACUUCAGAACCUCUAGUCGACAAACAUCAUAUUCCCGAUGAAAGAGCUGCCACCCAACAAGCUUUACAACACCAAAUAAACACGUUGCAACAACAAAUUCAGCAACAACAGUUUAUGCAGCAGCAACAACAACAGCGACCAGUCAAUACAACUAUUCAACAAAUAUUGAGCGGUAAUUACCCUAGGUACCAUCACGGAGGAGGAGUAACACAACAAUCAAACAACAUGAAUGGGCGUAUGAACUACGGUUCUGGCGACAACAAAAACCGCGUAGGCCGUGUUCAAUCUCCGGUCAGCAACCAGCUUGCUCGUUGGUUUUCUCCUGAGUUGUUAGCACAAGCUCGCGCUGGACGUUUACCAAACAUGCCGGCCAUGACUCAAAAUGUAAACAUGCUCAGCGUAGAAGACAUAGAGAAGUUCCAGGUGGGCGGUCGAUCUUAAACGAUCAGAACAAAAGUAAAUCUGCUACAAUGUUGUUUGUUUUAUGUGUACCAUAAGAACAAUACAACAAAAACAGAAAAAAAAACAAAAAAACUUAAAAAUUAAAAAAUAAUAAAAAAUUGUUAUUCCUUUUAAUAUAUUAAUAUAGGUCCUUCUCCAAGUCUCAUUUUCUUUAUUUUCCUUUUAUUGUUUUUAAAAUACGAGGUUCACAGUAUAUGUCUAAGCAAGUUUGUUUUGUGCGACAGACCUCUAAAAAAAAAAAAAAUUAUUUCCUCCACUAAGCAAUUCAGAAUGUUAUUUUUCUUUUUGCAUGUUUUAAACAAAAAAUUAACCAAUAUUUUUUGAAAAAUUAUAAUUUUUAUUCUAAUGAUGAUCAGAAAACGUAUAUAAAUAUUUUAUAUUACAUUAUUAUAAUUUCUUCAAAAUUUGAACCUUUGUGUACAAAAACUUACUAUUAUUAUUAUUACUAUUAUUAUUAUCUUUAGAAAAAAAAAAAGAAACAAUGUGUAUAUAAGUACAAAGAAUUUAUUUUCUUAUGUACAAUUUGUCUGUGAUGUUAGAAAUUGUAUGAUUUGUAAGUUCAAAAUAAGCCUUCAUUGUAUUACUAGAGUAAAAAAAAAAAAUUAGCCAUAGCGGCGGAUGAUGAUAUGUUAUGAAGAAAUAAAAUAUUGUAAUUAUUUAGUUUUGACCAAUCGA